Solea senegalensis (Senegalese sole) is the source of this 692-nucleotide messenger RNA. Its product is annotated as heat shock 70 kDa protein 4-like. The transcript is spliced from 4 exons. The coding region runs from base 231 to 692 and encodes 153 amino acids. Gene Ontology annotation, molecular function: ATP binding; ATP-dependent protein folding chaperone. NCBI's taxonomy places the organism in Eukaryota, Metazoa, Chordata, Actinopteri, Pleuronectiformes, Soleidae. The record is from RefSeq and is a predicted model, not a curated record. Gene Ontology annotation, biological process: protein folding. Gene Ontology annotation, cellular component: cytosol; nucleus.
UCUUUGCAGUAGUACACUAUUGGUCAGAAAAUUCCUGAACGCUCACGCGCAUCAGCCGGUGCACCUACCUUCUUACCGCAUGCUGCCGCUCAGUUACAUGGAAGAAGAGCAAGGGUGGAUCAUCAUCAUCCACUGACCGAAGCCCACUGUAGCCGCUGUUUUAUUUCCACACUGAGCCAAGUUCCUCUCUGUAAUCGCCGUACUCCACGCUGUUCUGUUAGCCGCUAAAGAUGUCAGUCGUCGGGUUUGACGUUGGAUUCAUGAAUUGCUAUGUAGCCGUAGCCAGAGCCGGUGGGAUUGAAACAGUCGCUAACGAAUACAGCGACCGAUGCACACCAGCAUUUGUUUCUUACGGGCCUCGGAAUCGCUCGAUUGGAGCAGCUGCAAAAAGCCAGAUCGUCACAAACUGCAAGAACACAGUCCAAGGGUUCAAGAGGUUUCAUGGCAGGGCAUUUUCAGAUCCGUAUGUGCAGCGUGUCAAAAACAGCUUGGUGUAUGAUAUUGUGCAAAUGCCCACAGGGACAGCUGGCAUCAAGGUGAUGUACAUGGAGGAGGAGAAGGUGUUCAGCAUUGAACAGGUCACUGCUAUGCUGCUGACCAAGCUGAAGGAGACGGCAGAGAGUGCAUUGAAGAAGCCUGUGGCCGACUGUGUUGUGUCUGUAAGUAUCAACAUGCUGCUGCUACAGUUCUGA